This is a messenger RNA of Mercenaria mercenaria, 2383 nucleotides long. RefSeq lists its product as uncharacterized. The record is from RefSeq and is a predicted model, not a curated record. The transcript is spliced from 4 exons. Bases 291 to 1043 code for a protein of 250 amino acids. Lineage: Eukaryota; Metazoa; Mollusca; Bivalvia; Venerida; Veneridae.
UGAGAUUUACACAUUUGUAAAGCAAGGAUUUUAAGUACUCACUGAACUGCUGUAUAUGGCAAUGUGGAACGCCUACUGAACUACCAUAUAUGGAUGGCUAUGAUACAAAACAGAAAGAACAUUAAAACUCUCGGGUAAACGAUUUAUACACGGGGGCUACGCCUCCUCGUACAAACCGUUUACCCUCGAGUUUCAAUGCUCUUUCUAUUACUUGGAAGUUCACUUACUCGUAUAUAUCCGCUACUGUAUUCAUAUGAAACAUACAUUUUAGGGCAAGAAGGAUAUACACGAUGGAUAAUUAUCGAAAACAAAUGUUGAUAUGUUUUAUUCUAUGUUUCGUCGGCAUGUUUGCAAUCAUGUUUGAAGUGGUCGGCUGUUUUACCGAAGCAUGGCUAAGAUAUCAUACGGACAUACAUAUUAAACGCGGUGUCAGUUCAUAUAAGAAAAAGGACUCGGUAUCUAUUGGAUUAUGGACAGUCACGGUUUGCGGAACCGAAGAAAGCAAUUCCAUUUUUAGGGCCAUCCAAGCCAAGCCAGCGACAGUAUGUAAAACAGCUACUAUUGAGCAAUUACACAAGGCCAUUGCUAUGUCUAAUAGCACUUUCAAAGAACAAGGGAAGGAAUUUCUGAAGAGUUUUCUCCCGCAAAAGAUUCUAACAGUAGUCGGUGGAGUGCUAGGAAUAUGCAGCUUAGCGCUAACAUACGCUUUCGCCAAGACUAAGCCGAAUGAAACUACGGGAUCUUACACAGUGAGCGCAGUUUCCUGCAUAGUUUGCUGGAUCAUAUCAGGUGCACUAUUGUUUACAGCGGUGGGUAUCCAGAACCACAACAAUGCUAAUUUUGAAAAAGAAAAUCAAAUGGAGGCUAAUAAACCGGAAAUAAGAGACAUAUUGACAUUUUCAGUCGGUUCUUCGGCUUCCAUCGUUAUGUUGGGAGUUGGGAGUUCAUUUGGAGUACUCCUGGCACUAAUUAUACCUAUAAUGAUUGUCUGCCGUAUUAGGAGUGGUAAUGGUGCGGAGGCAUAUACAAACCAGGCUAUUUAAAGCUCUUUGUAAUGCAGAAUAAUUGUUUUUAUUGCCUACGCCAUUGUAUACAGUCUAUUAUUCAACAACAACAUCAACACCACUUACAACAGCAAUAUCAACACUAAUUUCAGGACAAUGUGUAAAGUCUGUCUCAAAGAAAUUUGGACCUCCGAUGACUUAUUUAUACUGAAUCUAACCAGGAAGGUCUAAUACGUAUCAGUUGUUCCAGAUCUAACAUUGUCAAAAGUCAUCGUUGAGACUAGAAGGUUAAUAUCUCUAGAUAUUUAAUUAUUCAAUGAAGUCGUAAAUCAAGAGUUUGUGAUUUCGAAACGUAACACGCGAAAUUUCCCUUAAAUCUCCAAAACAGAGAAAUAAACAACAGCGAAUUUCCGUAUAGAAAAUAAAAUUCAGUCGCAUGUGAAAACGACUGUUGCACAAAUCUUUGAAAUUCCCGAAGGUGACUUUUUUAAUUCACAAAAACAUGUUUUAUGUCAGUUGAUCCCUUUCCAUUACUUUAUAUCAGCCCAAAAUUUAGGUCCAAAAUGAGAUGAGACAGACUUAGUUCAAGGUUACCGUAAUAGUUAACUCCCUUUGCAAAUCUUGCAGCCAUUUCGGUGUUAAACGUGUCGAUACUUUUCAAAAUCAGUUAAAAAUCUAAGGACAAAAAAUAGACACUUGUCAAAUGCCUUCCUAUGUGCAGAGAUUACAUACAUAGCAACAAUACAAGAACAUUCUUUUAUCGGUAAACAGAAGAUAAAUUCUUGUCUAAUCUGUAGCAGUGUUUAUAUAAGUAUUAACCCUAAAAUGGCUACCAGGGGAGAUAAUGUGUGCUAUGUGAAUACUAUCACAGGGCUAAAAGGCAGUUACUCCACGAACAUAUACAUCAGAUCAUUUCGUAAUUGAAAUAUCUUCACAGUUACCCACCUUUGCAGGUAAAGUUGAUAUCUAUAAAACUCGGAUGUGUGAGUUUUCGACUGUAAUAGCUGUCAGCUGCCUACCGUCUCUAUGGAGUUUUAUCAUUCUUCCACACCCGCUUCAAGCUCUGUAAAAAAGAGACUGAGGUUCCUAAUGACCUAUUGUUCUAUAUCUUUAGUUGCUGACAGGACGGAUUACAUGCUGAAUUUUGUCAUUACAUGAUUCAUAAACUUACGCGUGAUAUUAUGACGAUGUCACAUUUUUGUAUCGUACGUUAAUUCAGAUAAAAUUCUCUCGCCAACCAUUAUCAUACUUCAUUUCUUUUAGGCUUGCACUUUGAUUUGUUUUGUGUUUCUUAAUUCACAUUCUGGCACUGCCAAGCUUUUUUCUGCUUUAGCAACAGUUCUUACACGUGCAUUUAAUGAGAAUAAAUUGAAAUUGUA